AUGAGGAACUGGUCUCUGCAUGAAGACAGAAAAAUCACCAAACAAAGAUUUGGAGUCAUAUUUAGUAAAGUGUGGGAUAAAGCUGCAACACCAGUAAACAUCAAAGCUGGAUUUGAGGCUACAGGGAUCUACCCAUUCAAUCCAGAUCGGAUCCCAGAGGAAGCAUAUGCUCUAAGUAUUCCUACUUAUAACCCCAUGCCAAUUGUUGAUAAUAAGGACACUGACACUGAUGUUAGUGAAAGUCUCCUUCAUGAGGCUGCUUCAAAUAUAAGUGCAAUUAAUACACCUGUUCAGCAAUUGACUUUAAGCGAUAAUAACUUUAAUUCUCUUUCCGCUUCUACAGAGCAGAUUGGAAAUUCUGCCACUACCCCGAGUCAAAAUAUUACCGUUUGUAAUGAACCGAAAAAAUCUUUCUAUGAUUUGUUGAAAACUCCUGAAAAAAGUGCAAAACGUCUCGAAAUGGCUCCUAGAAAAAAAACGAUCAAUAAUUUAGCUCAAGAACUUAAAAAAUCAAUUUUCCCUGAAAAGAAAAAUAUUUUAGGACCAUCAAACAGUAUUACAAAACGUUCAGAAAAAAGGAAGGAAUUAACGCAAAAACACAAAAAAAAGCAAGUUGACAAACAGCAUAAGUCAAAAAAAUGUACUGAAUCAUGGUAG
Molecule: messenger RNA, 657 nt
Organism: Parnassius apollo (apollo)
Lineage: Eukaryota; Metazoa; Arthropoda; Insecta; Lepidoptera; Papilionidae
Source: the annotation of a GenBank genome assembly